This is a messenger RNA of Cicer arietinum (chickpea), 1807 nucleotides long. Its product is annotated as lysophospholipid acyltransferase 1. Gene Ontology annotation, biological process: phospholipid biosynthetic process; triglyceride biosynthetic process; lipid modification. The record is from RefSeq and is a predicted model, not a curated record. Gene Ontology annotation, cellular component: membrane; endoplasmic reticulum. Gene Ontology annotation, molecular function: acyltransferase activity. NCBI's taxonomy places the organism in Eukaryota, Viridiplantae, Streptophyta, Magnoliopsida, Fabales, Fabaceae.
AAUCUUGACAAGGUUAAACUUUGAAGGUUCAUCUCAAAAACAUUUGAUACAAAAACUCAAUCCAAACCAAACAACGAAUCUAAAAACAAAGGCCAUGGAGCUUCAACUUGAUUCCAUGGCCGCUUCCAUUGGUGUUUCCAUCCCCGUCCUUCGUUUCCUCAUCUGCUUCGUCGCCACAAUUCCCCUCAGUUUCCUCUGUCGCUUCGUUCCCGGCCGCCUCCCUAAACACUUCUACUCCGCCGCCGUCGGUGUUGUUCUCUCCUAUCUCUCCUUCGGUUUCUCUUCCAAUCUCCAUUUUCUUGUUCCCAUGCUUUUAGGUUACGCUUCUAUGCUCCUUUAUCGUCCGAGAUGUGGUAUCGUCACUUUCUUUUUGGGAUUCGGUUACCUCAUUGGCUGCCAUGUUUAUUAUAUGAGUGGUGAUGCAUGGAAAGAAGGUGGCAUCGAUGCCACUGGGGCUUUAAUGGUUCUGACGUUGAAGGUUAUAUCGUGUGCAAUUAAUUAUAAUGAUGGAAUGUUGAAAGAAGAUGGUUUGCGUGAGGCUCAGAAGAAAAACCGUUUGAUUCAAUUGCCUACGCUUAUUGAGUAUGUUGGUUACUGUCUCUGUUGUGGAAGUCACUUUGCUGGUCCUGUUUUUGAAAUGAAGGAUUAUCUUGAUUGGACUGAAGAAAAAGGGAUUUGGAGUUCGGGAGCAAAAGGACCAAAACCAUCACCUUAUGGGGCAACAAUUAGAGCACUGCUCCAAGCUGGUGUUUGCAUGGGAUUGUACUUAAAGCUUGUGCCUUAUUUUCCUCUAUCCAAGUUUACCGAUCCUUCUUACCACGAAUGGUGUUUCUUGAAAAAGCUGGGUUAUCAGUAUAUGUCUGGCUUCACGGCACGCUGGAAAUAUUAUUUCAUUUGGUCGAUUUCGGAAGCUUCUAUUAUCAUAUCUGGGUUGGGUUUCAGUGGCUGGACUGAUUCCUCUCCACCAAAGCCGCGUUGGGACAGAGCUAAGAAUGUAGAUAUAUUAGGUGUUGAGCUUGCAAAGAGUGCAGUUGUGAUUCCAGCUGUGUGGAAUAUUCAAGUCAGCACCUGGCUUCGUCAUUACGUUUAUGAAAGGCUUAUCCAGACUGGGAAGAAGCCAGGUUUUCUUCAGUUGCUUGCCACACAGACUGUUAGCGCUAUUUGGCAUGGGUUGUAUCCUGGAUACAUUAUAUUCUUUGUUCAGUCAGCAUUGAUGAUUGCUGGUUCCAGAGUCAUUUACAGAUGGCAGCAAGCUGUGCCUCCAACAAUGGCCCUGGUUAAGAAUGCCUUGGUGUUCACUAAUUUUGCUUACACACUUUUGGUUCUAAAUUAUUCCAGUGUUGGUUUCAUGGUAUUAAGUCUGCAUGAAACUCUUGCCUCAUAUGGAAGUGUGUAUUUUGUUGGAACCAUUCUUCCUAUUGUUAUCAUCCUUCUUGGUAAAGUAAUCAAACCUGGAAGGCCUGUCAGAUCGAAAGCUCGAAAGGAUCAGUGAGGUAAACAGUGCAGCUAUUCUCUUUGGAGUUUUUGAAAUCAAAUUGGGAUAAUGGGAGAGGCUGGCUGGAUCUUCAGUUUCCACUGGUUCAGCUCCGGUUUUCAAUGCAUUGUAACAGCUCCUUUAGUCUUGAAAAUGGUUGAGCCGUUUUAUAUUUUUGACUUUAGCAUUGAAUUGUAUUUUUGUGGUUACAAACAUCAUGUUGACAGGUUGAUAAGAGUAAUUAUUGAAGAAAUGUUGCGAACAGGCUGUAUUUCUGUGCUGUGUUAGUUCUCGAUUCCUAACAAUUAAGGUCUACUUUGCAAAUUUUAACUA